CCGUGUUGGAUGCGUUCGGCUCAUUGACCGGCGGACAGUCCUCAUCAGUACCAGCAGAGAUCCUGGAGCUUCCCACGAACCGGCCCUUCAUCCCCACAAAGCGAGCCGCAACCUCCAGCCUCCGUCCUGCCCGACAUGAAACAGACUCUGGCCGAACUGAUGAGGAUGAGCAGGAUAUGCCGGAUGGUAUUUGUCACUUGUUUGGGAUCCUUUAUUCUGGUCAUCUUUUAUUUCCAAAGUAUGUUCCAACCAGUCAUGCGGAGGAACCCCUUUGUGGUGGAUGGAUGCUGUAGGAAAGGGUCCCGCAACGCCCUGCAGGAGCUCUACAACCCCACACAGCCGGAGUUGUCAGGAGCUGCUGUCCUCCACCAGGCCAGGAGGGAUCAGGUAGUGGACGCCUGUCGAGUUUACAGUGCGUCCAGUCGUAAGCGGAGAGUCCUGACACCCGGAGACCUCAAACAUCUAGUGGUGGACGAGGACCACGAGCUUAUCUACUGCUACGUCCCCAAGGUGGCCUGUACCAACUGGAAGCGCGUUAUGAUGGUGCUCACAGGCCGGGGCAAAUAUAGUGACCCAAUGGAAAUCCCUUCCAAUGAAGCUCAUGUUCCUUCCAACCUGAAGACGCUGAAUCAGUACAGCAUUGCUGAGAUCAACCACCGCCUCAAGAACUACCUCAAGUUCCUCUUCGUUCGUGAGCCCUUUGAGAGACUGGUGUCUGCAUAUCGCAACAAGUUCACCCUCAAGUACAAUUCAUCUUUCCACAAGCGCUUUGGCACCCGCAUCGUCCGACGCUACCGCAAGAACGCCACGCAGGAAGCCCUGCUCAACGGUGCUGAUGUCAAAUUCAAAGAAUUUGCCGAGUACCUGGUGGAUCCGGCCACACAGCGCGACGGCCCUCUCAACGAGCAUUGGCAGACCGUCUACCAGCUCUGUCACCCCUGUCACAUCCACUACGACAUGGUGGGCAAGUACGAGACGCUGGAGGAGGAUGCAAACUACGUCUUGCGGCUGGUGGGUGUUGGCGAGUCUCUGCGCUUCCCGAGCUACGCCAAGUCCACCCGCACAACAGACGCCAUGACGGCUCAGUUCUUCAGCAAUAUCAGCACUCAGCAGCAGAUCCAGCUCUACCAGCUUUACAAGUUGGACUUCCUCAUGUUCAACUAUUCCAUACCCAGCUACCUGCGGCUGGACUAACGGAGGCCAGAGCUGGGACUCUGAGAGUGGCUACCUUGUUUAAAGAGAGGCAACAAUAAGAGCGAAGGGCAGAGUUUUUUUGGAAGCAAACUUGAUUUAUUAAACUGUCGUACCUUACAGGUCUGAAAUUGGUAUGUAAACAGGUGCUGAAAGGUUGAGGUGAUGCGUGCUUGUGUGGUGUCAGUCUGAGGAUGCCCAAUCAGCAGAUACAGAGGGCACUGAUUGGAUGAGAAUGUGGGCUGAAUGGACCAAACGCAUGCAAAGAGAGAAAUGUGUGGGUGAAGCAGGUCUUCAAGGUGUUUAAAAAGGGGAGCUUAUCCUCAGAGGACGGACUUGAAGAGGGAUUCUCCUGAUGAUGUUCCCUACGUGUUUAAACAAACUGCAGACAAAUUAGGCUGCUUCAGAUUCUGCAAAGCAAACAGCGGCCUCGCACGCGCCCUGACCCCAAUGCAUCGUGGGAGCUAAGCUUAUCUCCCCCUCCCCCUGAUCAAUAGAGAAACUCCGUCAAAUUGUAAAACACAGUUCAUGUCCUUCUGCGCUGUCAGUGCGGUGAGUUAGCGCCCAUUACCCUUGCCCUCAUUAGAUUCAUACAUUUCAGAGGGAAAUUGGCUCAUCACCGCCUCAAGGAUUCCCUGUAAUUGAUGGCUACUGAUUUCACUCUCAAGACCUCUACAGCUGUACCUGCUGGUGUAGCCUUCAGCCAAACGUUUGAACAAAACAAAUCGUCACUGCUUUCUGUCAAUACAGUGUUGGCAGAAGAGACUUCUUCCCUGAGGACUCGGUGAAAUCAGAGACUCCUGCUGCUGCAGUGAUGUAUGGAAGUGCUUAAUAAACCAUCGCCUGUAACACCCAACAUCCCUACCACUCUGAGCUACAGGACGAGGUUAGAAAGGUACGGGAGCGCUCCUGAGGACGGGCUCACCAGCUGUGAGCCACAAGUCUGCCGAAAGAAAAGAGGCACCUGUGUGGUUGUGAGGAUGGUUAAAGGCACUGGAUCUCAUAACCACCGAGUCCCACACAGGGGCUCCGUGGACACACCCAGGGCCACACCCACAAGGCCUGCUCCAACAACCAAACAUGUCUUUUAGUAAAUUAAGGUUAUCCUUUUGUCUUCAUGCUUAUGCUUAUUUUUAUUGUCUUAUGAAUCAUUGCUGCGAGCAGCAAUAACAAAAUACUAUUUAAUUUGCUUUGUUGGUUAAUCUAAGAGAGAAAGAUUUAAUGUUUGUUUUUCUGAGCUGAUGAACAUUUUAGGACAUUUUUAAACUUGGACUGUUGUUAAGAGUUUUGUUUCUUCAUGCUGGUUUCUUUUCUCACACUUUGCCUCUGAUACGUUAUCAGUGCAUCUCAGCGUUUCCAUUUCUGAAAGAUGUAUGGUACACUUCGACCCGUGGCUUUGUCCUUCUGUGCCUGACAUCAUCACAGAUUCAUGGGUUAGUUUGCAUUUACUGUUGUCAAAUAUUGCUGCCAAAAUGGCUGAGAGCUUCAGAGAGCCACAGUCAGUGUUCAGUGCACAUUACUGCCAUUAGGCAAAUUCAUGAGAAGAUCCCCCCUCAGCUUCCACCUCACACAUGCAACCACAACCUGAGAGCUGCUUCUCUCAGUGUACAUAUCAGCAACUGACUGCCUCAUCACAGAGUCAGACAUACUGUACUGGGAUUAAUGUUGGCAACGCUAAGCAAUGUCAAGGUUAAUAACUGCACUCCUCGUACACACACAGUAUAGUCGAAACCACUCCAGCUUCAGAGUAAGUAAAAGAGACAUUUCUUAGAAAAUCUGCAUCUCUUUGUUGCACAUGACUGAACUAGAAAUAUCUUCAGCAUUAGUGCGUAACUGUACCUCUCUCACUGUGUGUUAGACUGAGAGGAACAAAGCCCCAGUCUGAAAGGAAAACUGAAGUGCUUUAUUUCUGUAGCUCUGUUGGCAGUGAUAACAUUGAACUCACCAGACUCAGUGUAGAGAAUCUGGAUUGCCAAAUGGUAAAAUCCUGGAUCCCACAAGACCCAGACUCUGUGUGUGGCGAAUGGUUAGUGGUAAUUUGAUUAACUUUGCCUGGAGAUAUGGGAAUAUGCAUCACUAAAGAGCAAUACCAGCUGAGGUAAUUAGAAUGUAUGCACGGCACUAUCAAGCACAGUAUCAUCUGUAUCCUACUCAACCUGCCUCUUGCUCACUGUCAGCUGGAAUUAGCUCCAGCCCUCUGAAGGACUCUAAAAAUGAGAUGUAUAGGUAUAGCUAAUGAAUGAUUGGUUGGAUGGAUUGAUGAGGACUUUAAAGGUGGAGUAAGCAAGUUUAAUACACCUUAUGUCAAAUUCAGUGAAUAUCUCCUCGGAGUCCAUUUGUCCUGUGUGUGUGCUGGACAAAAUCAAGUGUUCGUUCACAGCCCUGGAUCUGUAAAUGAGAAACAAACUACAUUAUAGCAAUGUGCACAAGAUGGGGAAAGCAGCACCCCACCUCUAAGGUGUGUCUUGAUUUACUACCUGAUCUGAAAGCCCUGAUAAAGAUUUUCAGAAAAAGCACAGGAAACUCGACUCAGAAAAACAGAGGAGGGGUGAAAUGACAGGCAAUAUGCGGUACAGUUACAAUAUGAAGACCCACAAUUACAAUUUUCUGUCAUUUAAGUACACAGCUAAUAUUGUUAAGACAUACACUACCCUUCAAAAGUUUGGGGUCACUUAGAAAUGCCCUUAUUUUUGAAAGAAAAGCAUUUUUUUCAAUGAAGAUAGCAUUAAAUGGACGAUAAAUCCAGUGUAGACAUUGCUAAUGUGGUAAAUGACUAUUGUAGCUGGAAACAGCUGAUUUUUAAUAGAAUAUCUCCAUAGAGGUACAGAGGAACAUUUCCAGCAACCAUCACUCCUGUGUUCUAAUGCUACAUUGUGUUAGCUAAUGGUGUUGAAAGGCUAAUUGAUGAUUAGAAAACCCUUGUGCAGUUAUGUUAGCACAUGAAUAAAAGUGUGAGUUUUCAUGGAGAACAUGUAAUUGCCUGGGUGACCCCAAACUUUUGAACAGUAGUGUAAAUGUAAAGUGUAGUAAGUCAAAGAGCACAGAGUAUAAAAACGUCUCGGUUGAAGACUUUCUUUUUUCAGCUGAUACUGUGCUAAUGAUCUGCAUAUUCCUUUAUUCUUUUUUGUCUAAUCAAAUUACCACACAAUAAGCCUGUAUAGGUGCACUAUACAAAAUGCUUUAAAGGUAUUCCAUUCAGCUUUUUUUCGAAAAAUAGAUAGGCCAUUCUACAGAUUUAACACAUCAAGCUCACUUUCCUCAUCACAGUUAGUGUCACUCACAUUGUGAAGAGUUAUAUAGUUUUGUAUGUAGUCAUGGAAGGAGCUCUCCACUCCUGAAGAUGUUACUGGAAAGUCAUCAGCAUUAUCUGGUUCCAGUGAUGGUGUCAUGGUGAAUGACAUGCUGUGUUUACCAGACUAAAGCUAAAACAGUGCUAUAGGGUUGCAUUGGGGGAAGUAGGACUGCGUAGUGUCUGCAGUUGUUGACUUAGACUGCAGAUAAGGAUAUCUUAGCCUUGGCUACUUUCAGCGUGUUUAAAUGUCUCCCAGGUUUUGGAAGUGCAAUAUGAAAUCUCUGGAGUAUCACCUGUCAAGUCAGUUGUAAAUAAACUGUGCAACUUGAAAUGUUUCUAAUAGAUAGUUUACUUUGAUAUUUUAAGUCUGGACUGAUAUUUGGUUGGCUAGUGCUACAAUUCCAAGUUUGUUUUUCUCGUGGUGAUGCCUUGUCUGUAAAAUGAAGCUGGUGAGUGAAAUGUCAGCAAAACUAGAGGUCUAAUGACCUCAGAUUAUAAAUAGACGUAUAUAUUUCCUUCAGGGACAAAUUCUGGUGGGUGUUUUAGCUGCAAACCUCUUCUUAUAGCUUUUGAAGUAUUAUUUCUGUACAUAUGUGCACAUGCCUGUGUGUGGGGUUAUAAUGAGAGAACAGCCUUUUCCUUUUUUUUUUUUCUUUUUGCCCCCGCACAGACAUCUGGCUCUAAUAGAGGAGAAGCUACCAGCCUGGCCUGUAGCCCUGGCCCUGGUCCUCAUGCAGAAACAAUGGUUUUAUUCUCAGCACGGCCUCAAAAAUACACACACACAGAUGCAUAUUAGCACUCCUGCUGACGUUAAUGCCACGCAGCAUCUUACUCAGCAGUUGCAGGACGGGACACGGGCAGGAACACCUCUCCACUUUAGCACAGUGUCUGAGGCCGAGCUUAAACUGCUCAUUUAGCCUUCAGAAUGGAAGAGCAACGAUACACAAAGGACCUCUUAGCCUGCAAACAAGCCAUUACAGAGAUCUGUCCUCCUCGCACCAUUUUCUCCUCUCCCACCUCGCUCUUAAAGUGGCCUCCUGUAUUAAGAAAACAGAAGCAAGUCAAAGUCGAUGAUCCCUUCUGUCCCUGCAGGGAAAGGGCAGGCAGCUCAAACAAACAGAGCUGCUAAAAAAAUGUCCACAGGGAAUCAGACAAGCAGUGAGAGGCCUCAGCGAACUCUGCCCAGGAUAAAACCCAGCAGCCUCAUUUGGAGUGUUUUUGUCCCUAUUCUUAACUCCACAGUCUGCAGGAGAUGUGUUCACUGGCCAGCCGUCUCACUGUGUAGGAGGCUUUAUAUUCAAGUAUAUUCAAGAUGGGUAUGUUUACGCUGUUUUUGAACGACGUCUACUAUUAGACUGAACUACAUAUUUGCUUUGUUUUGCUGAAAGGAACACAGGAAGUCUUCUAAACAUAUCUUACGAUGUUUUCCCCUCAAGGAGGAUUGGAUGAUGUAAUAUGUGUUUAUUUUGUUACUGAUGCACAGAUGAAUACAUUUUGUAAAUACAGUAAAGAAUAAUGUCACAGGCAGGGAAACCAUUUAAAAUGAUGGUUAGAUAUUCACAGUGUUUGGCUUCCUGCUGAGAAAUAGAUUAGAAGAUUGAUUCUACUCAUCUGUUUCCGUCUUUAGUCCGCCAAGGAAUGCGGCGGAGUUAUGUGACUAUCGGCUUUGGUUUGUCUGUUUGUCUGUCUGUUCGCAACAUUACUCUAAAAGGGACUAAUGGAUUUGGAUGACAUUUUCAAGGAAGGUCAGAAAUGACACAAGGACCAAGUGAUUAGAUUUUGGCAGUGAUGCAGCUAUGACUGAGCAGCCUUGGUGGAGUACUGCAUUCUCUGAGAGCUUUUCUUGUUUAUAUGUGGAGCUACAGCUAUUAGCCAGUUAGCUUAGCUUAGCAUAAAGACAGGAACCAGGAUCAAAUGAAGACGCCAGAUGCUGGAUAAAUUGAAAAUUCAGAACAGCAAAGUGACAAAAUACCAGAAAAGCAAAAUGACAGACAAGAUCAAAUGUGUCAGAAUGUAGAAAUACCAGACUAGAAAGGUAGGUUUUUGGUUUGGUUUUAAAAAUAUGAACACUCUCAGCUGCCCUCAGGUGUUCAGGAAAUCUGUUCCAGAGAUGUGACCCACAUUAACAAAAAGAUGCCUGGUUGUGGGUUUUUGUUUUGUAUUUAGAUAUAAUUAAAAGGUCACUACUAAAGACCUGAGGGUUUUACAAGGUUCAUAGAAUUAAAGUAAAUUCAGUGAAUACGUAGAGCCAAGACCAUUAAGAGCUUUGGAAGCCAAUAAAAGGAUUUUAAAAUCAAUUUUAAAGCAGACCAACAGCCAAUGCAGAGACUAAAAUUAGUGUAUUGUGUUUUCUACUUCUGGCCUUAGUCAACAUAUAUGCAGCUGAGUGCAGCUACUCAUAGAAGUGGACUUCUCUCCUAACCCUAAUGAACAGCCUUGGUGGAGUACUGCACUCUUGGAGUGCUUUUCUUGUUAACAAGAGUGAUACAAGUUUGGUAUCAAUCUUCUUAUCUAACUCUCAGCAAGACAGCAAAGAAAUGUAUUCCUUAAAUGUAAAUCUACGUCUUUAUAUCAGACGAAUUCUACAGAAAAUGCUUUCUAUAGCUCCAGGGGUUUUUAUUUUUGUUCAAUUUCAGCAUCAGCCACACAAUAUUCAAAAUCACAUUUGAAAUCUUAUCACAUUUCAUAUCAUCAGCACAGAGGGACAAAGCCAGGACCAUUUUCUUUAUACUCCUUCUCUGCCUGUUACAUGUCGGACGUAUCUACAGUCACAAGUGCAGGAUGUUUUUGUACAGUGUAGACAUGAUGUCAUUCAUUCCGUUGUUGUUCUUUGAGCUGUAUGUUUGGAUGUGAUAUCGAUUCGUUACUUUUGUUGUCUUCACACACACACAGACUCACACUGCCAUUGUGUGGCACUCUUGUUUCUCUGUGCCUGUCACUCUCAGCAGCACAGAGACACUGGAAAGACUCAGAGCAGCUUCUCCAUGUGGUCACCUCAGGCGUCAGGACGGCGACUCACGACUCAGACGCAAUCAGAAAACGAUUGGAACCACUCAGACCUGAAACCCAUUCUACACAUUUAUUGUUUCAUACGGAGGAAACAAUUACAAAAUUGAUUUUCUUUCAUUUAAUCUCUCAUUUAGAAAUGCUAAAUUACCAUAGUACAUUAAUGAGUUUGCUAGUUUCUGCUCACAGAUACGGAAGUUAAAUUAGUGGGCCCGGUUGAUAAUUAGCCAGAUUUGUUCAUAGCACAAAAGAGAUUGAAAAAAGGUUUAAUUUUCACAGCCUUUAUUCCAGCUGAAAAUUCGUAUUUUCUGUUAUUUGGUUUGCUAUCUUUGUCCCCUUGACAAACUUUCGACAGUACGGAGCUCAUGUAAAAGCAGCCACUUUGCAACGGUAACACCCAGAAGGCCGUGUGUUUUACUUGAAGAGAACUCUAUUCACACCCCUAAAAUUCAGUUUUCACAUGACAGAGCCCCACAGUAUUGAAACACUCAUGUAUCCACACACAGUUCAGUUUCUGCAGCCAGACGUUUAACGAGCUGAGAAAAGCUCCGACUCCCUGCUGUCUCCUGGGCCCUCAGGUCAUGUUCACGCUAAUGUGGCUGAAUGUUCUCGAACACGGAUAAGAACAGUCCCAUGUUUGAGGGGAGAAUGCUUUAGUGUAAUUGUCAUGUGACCCACCUUUGACAGCCUUGACUCGCACUUCUCUUCACACAUGCUCCGUACACCACAGAAAAAAACGUUUCAAAAACUGUCAAAAGUGUCAUUGUGCAGAUAAAAAAUGGGCUUACUUUUAGAGGAAAUUUCAGCUGAUUAAAACAUGGAUCAGAGCUUAAACUUGCAGCGACCAAAUACAAAACAAUGCCACAAUCGAGUCAUGGGGAGGAUACAUAAGCAGGCACAGGAAUUAAAAGAUUGUAAACAGUUUAUCCAGCUUAUGUAAACCACUUUAUGUAAAGAUAAAGUACAAGUGACUCAGCUGUAUACUAAUAAUAAAAUCCCUUGUUGCUCUGAAAAACUGUCCAUAAAUACAGCAAAUGAAAAUCUACCAUCUGAAUUACUGCCCACUUUUCAUAUUCAGUUCAUAAAACAGUCCUGUUGUUGUGCCUAAUGAGGGCUAUUUGGUAUUGAUAGAAACAGCUGAUCAAUCAAAACAAUAGUCUGUAUGUAAAAGAUGGAUGUAGCCCUCGGGUGUCAAAAUUGAAAACAAUGUGCAAGUGCCUUAAAGCUGCAUUCUUUCUAACAGCCAGCAGGGGGCGACUCCUCUGGUUAUGUGAAGAAGUCUGAUUAUAUUGAAGUCUAUGAGAAAAUUUGUUAAUUCUCUUAUGAUUUGUGGCCUCAGUAAACAUUUUACUAACAAGUUUAUGGUCUUAGUCACUAGUUUCAGGCCUCCCUCAACACAGCAUGGUAUAAUUAUUGUUAUUGUACGGUGUACAAUGAAAUAAAGCCCUAAUCCUUUGAAAAUAGAACAUAUAAAAAUGUAAUAGUAUGUACAAGUGUGGUCCAUGAAAACGGAGAUGAAGCUUAUUGUUGUCCGGAUCAGCGUGAUGUUCAUUUUGUAAAUUAUGGUCCCAUUUAGAGUAAAAUAGACAAUAAAACAGGAUCUGUUGUCCAGAGGCGCUGCUUUCUGACUGACAGGCCACUACUUUAUCAUCAUGCAUCAUGUCCUCAUCAGUUGUUUCUCAGCUGGAGUUUAGGCACCAAAACCACUUGGUUAUGUUUUGGACAAGAUCUUGGCUUCAGUUAAAAUACAACCUGUCACUACAUUUACCACAUUACGAAGCUCUAUUUUGAUAUUAUUGGUGUUAUACUCUGUUUAUCAAUGAUCAGAGCAGGUGAUGGGGAGUCUACUGAGCCUACUAGAAGGUAGAGGAGGUCCCUUAUGUAUGGGAAUGCUGUGCAUUGAUAUUGGGAAAUUAAAUGGGCUAAUAACAGCAAAGUCAGGUCCUAAAAGUGAAACUUCUUGUGCUGUUGUCCUGACGUCACAAUGCUCCAAAAGCUCAGCAGGUAACUUGGAGAAAAUAAUAUUUUUAUCACCAAUAGAUAAUUACAGCCAAGUAUACAAGGCUGAGGCCCACCUUCUAAUGAACUGAACUAAAAGCUGCUACAGUUACAUGAUCUCUACCAGGAAACUUUCUGCUGUCUUUGAAAAGGUCUUAGUUGCACAGUGUACAGAGUAGGAUGUGCCCCGUGGGACACACUUAACUGACUUUCUAAGUGUGGGCGGAAGGCUUCUUCCAUGUGAACAGAGCUUUCAGAUUUGUCCACAUUCCGGUGGCCAUGGCCUCAGCUGUCCUGCCAGGUCUCCAGUGUCUCUGUGUUGUCCUGACAUCAUGUACGUCCUGCUGCAGGGGUCACACACCUCCUUAGGUUCCAGCUGCCUCCUGUGCUGUCACACGGCUGCUGUCAUCUGUAAAGUAAUGUGUGUGUGUGUGUGUGUGUGUGUGUGUGACCUCUGAAGGAACAAGUCCGAAAUCAGCUGCAUCUUGUACUCGAUUUAUACCGUGUCAUCAGCAUUUCUCACCAUGCAUGUCAAAUGCUCUUGUGCUGUAUCUACAUACAAGUGAGGUGGUUGGAUGGUGGUUGUGUGUAGGUGGUGUGUGUGUGUGUGCGUCUGUGUGUGUGUGUGUGUUAACACUGUGCUGUACCCGCUCUGCCUUAGAGGGAAGGUCUCCAAGGAAGGCGAGACACUCAUUCUAACGUGCGCCAUUUAUUUAUUUAUUUAUUCUCCGACAAACUACCCAUUCUGCUUCCUCGCUAUCACCAUGGAAACACACCUAAACUCUCUGUAUCUCGCUUUUCCUCCCGGGACAGCCUCUCGCUGUUCUGUUUUACUCCGUUGGUUUUCAGGCGUACUUACCGAAACCAUGAAUAAUUGACUGUGUACUGAACACUGAGUGUGGGAGAGUGGAGGAUCCUCCAGCAGCGCGACCCGCGGUUCAUUCUGUCUGAUGUUUUCACAAUAAAAUAACACUGAAACUCA
Messenger RNA from Amphiprion ocellaris (clown anemonefish), 10469 nucleotides. It is a transcript of the gene chst11, whose product is annotated as carbohydrate (chondroitin 4) sulfotransferase 11. NCBI's taxonomy places the organism in Eukaryota, Metazoa, Chordata, Actinopteri, Pomacentridae. The record is from RefSeq and is a predicted model, not a curated record. The transcript has 4 exons. Gene Ontology annotation, molecular function: sulfotransferase activity. Bases 136 to 1194 code for a protein of 352 amino acids. Gene Ontology annotation, biological process: proteoglycan biosynthetic process; carbohydrate biosynthetic process. Gene Ontology annotation, cellular component: membrane.